This is a messenger RNA of Hyla sarda, 1816 nucleotides long. Its product is annotated as embryonic protein UVS.2-like. The transcript has 13 exons. Gene Ontology annotation, biological process: proteolysis. Bases 73 to 1581 code for a protein of 502 amino acids. Gene Ontology annotation, molecular function: metalloendopeptidase activity; zinc ion binding. The record is from RefSeq and is a predicted model, not a curated record. NCBI's taxonomy places the organism in Eukaryota, Metazoa, Chordata, Amphibia, Anura, Hylidae.
AAGCGGUUAUCAUCAGGGCUGUAGCUCUCGGCAUGGUAAGCAGGUGUCAGUGUGGUCAUCUUGUGUCUAUUAAUGGAGUACAUGCGGAAGAAGUGCUUCACUUUCUCACCGACCUGGGGUGUAAUGUACACGCAGAUUAAUUUUGAAGCCACCAAUAAAGAAGCAGAGGAAGUGAAGGAAGUUCCAGAAGUUGAGCCUCCAGAUGUUUUCAGUAUUAUUGUAGAUUCUAACAAAGGUAGCGAGAUGUUUUUGCAAGAAGGAGACAUUGCAGUAGACAUCAGUCGCAGCGCCAUAAAGUGUAAUGACGAUUUCUGCAGAUGGAUUAAAAACAGUAACGGACUAGUUAAUGUGCCGUACACCCUCUCAUCCAGCUUCAGUAGCGAUUUUGUGUUUUCCAUAAAAACGGCCAUGCAGGAAUUUGAGACUCUCACCUGCGUCCGGUUCGUGCCUAGGACUACAGAAGCAGAUUAUUUGCAAAUCAUUUCAAAAAGCGGAUGUUGGUCCUACAUUGGGAAGCAAAAAGGAGGCCAGCAACUCUCUCUGGAUACUCCAUGCAAUGCGUUCGGAACCAUCCAACAUGAGCUGAACCACGCUUUGGGAUUGUUCCAUGAGCACAGCAGAAGCGACCGCGACAACUAUGUGGAUAUAUUAUUGGAUAACAUCAUUCCAGGAGCAGCACCCAACUUUCAGAAAUUCGAUUCGGAAAACUUAGGACUUGAAUACGACUACUCCUCUGUAAUGCACUAUGGAAGAAAUGUCUUCGCCAAAGCAAGUAAUCUAGCUACUAUCGUACCAAAACCAGAUGCCAGUGUGCCCAUUGGGCAAAGAUACGGCCUCAGUACCUUGGAUGUUGCAAAAAUAAACAAGAUGCAUCAAUGCGGAAUAUGUCGGGGAUUGCUGUCUAACGCUACAGGAUCGUUCACUUCUUCCAACUACCCUAACAAUUAUCCCAGUAAUACCAACUGUGUUUGGCUCAUUCGCAUCCCAUCUAAUCAGAUUUUCUUGCAGUUCAUCGCUUUUGAUGUCCAGAACUCCCCGGACUGCGCCUCCGAUUACAUAAGAAUUUAUGAUGGUGCAGAUAGGUCGGCUCCGCUAUUACUUGACAGAAGUUGCGGAACCGGAGACAUGCCCCCGAUGGUUUCUACUGGAAAUAAGAUGCUUAUUGAAUUUGUCAGUGAUAAUAUGGCUACUAUGGCCACUGGAUUCAAGGCUUCAUAUAGUACUGUGAAUUGUGGCUCUAUGCUCAUCAGUCCUACAGGAACCAUCUCAUCCCCCAUGUACCCUGCUAACUAUCCCCCAUUGAUGGAUUGUACCUGGGUCAUUAAUGCCCCUGCUGGGUUUGUGGUGUCUUUAAAUGUGACAGACUUCAAUGUGGAACUCCAGUCAGCCUGCAUUUUUGAUUAUCUUCUUGUGUUUAAUGGACCGAAAGUAACCUCCCCUCUGAUUGGCCGAUAUUGUGGCCGGGGGAUCACCAUUCCCCCUAUCAAGUCAACAGGAAAUACUCUUCUUCUUCAGUUCCGCAGUGACCGAUCCAUUCAAGGAUCUGGAUUUUUUGGCAAAUAUGCUUUUGAAAAGAAAUGAGCAGAAGAAGAUGAAUUUUGGCAUAAUUAUCCUUUGAUCUAAAUGGGAAAAUAGAUACAAGAAAUGAAGAAGUAGAUGUAAUACUCUAUUGCUCCUCUGCACAUCACAUGAUGUCCAUGAUCACAUGAUGUCCAUUACUACUAUAGGCAUAAGAAACCGGUCAAAACGUUAAAAUUAUAAGUUGUAAAGUUUUAUUUUUAUUUAAUUGUAAACAGCAAUAAAGGCAACAAGUACA